Molecule: messenger RNA, 4757 nt
Organism: Puntigrus tetrazona (Sumatra barb)
Lineage: Eukaryota; Metazoa; Chordata; Actinopteri; Cypriniformes; Cyprinidae
Gene: slc8a1a
Product: solute carrier family 8 member 1a
Exons: 11
Coding region: 426-3350 (974 amino acids)
Biological process (GO): sodium ion transmembrane transport; cell communication; calcium ion import across plasma membrane
Cellular component (GO): postsynapse; axon; sarcolemma
Molecular function (GO): calcium:sodium antiporter activity
Source: RefSeq, a predicted model, not a curated record
UGUCAGUGCUAUCAGCUGUUGAGGGUCUGGCACGAAGCCACCGCACUGUCCGAGCACAGCCUCUCCUCCUCCGGUCAGACAUGCGAAUCCGUACGGAAAGCGGAAAAUAUGCUUGCAGCACUUAGGAAAAGUAGCCUACAACUCUCCGCCGCACGCUCCGUCAGCGCAGCUCUGAAUGAAUCGCGUGUCUCGCGCACAGCUCUCGUUACUGGAACGGUUCAGCUCCUGGAGGAUGAGAGUGAACGGUCGCGGUACUUUGCAAACGAGUGCUGCCGGUAAACGGUCAGCUUGACUGAGGUUGUUUUUGCUGGAAUCUCCGAGCGUCACUACCGCAGCUUUAUCUACAUGUUGGGGCUUUCACAUCAACGCGGCAUUUCUCUUUAAAAGGGUACCGGAGAACAGGAAAAAAAUACCUCACUGGGAACAUGGGCCAAUCUGGGACUUCAUCCUAUUUUUCUCUCGCGCUAAAACUCAGCAUCUUCCUGUUAGUUUUCUCCUACGAGCUCAUGCCAGCCACUGCAGGCAGCUCCAAAUCAAGCUUAGAUGUAGAUGCUUCUCCUAACAAAAACACUUCACACGAGACAUGUGGUGGUAGUUUUGAGUGCAAAGAGGGAGUGAUCUUGCCAAUUUGGACGCCGGAGAACCCUUCCUUUGGGGAUAAGCUGGCCAGAGCCACUGUGUACUUUGUCGGUAUGUUCUACAUGUUCCUAGGGGUAUCCAUCAUUGCAGACCGCUUUAUGGCUUCCAUUGAGGUCAUCACAUCCCAGGAGAAAGAGAUCACCAUCAAGAAACCUAAUGGGGAAACCACAACCACUACUGUUCGUGUUUGGAAUGAAACUGUCUCGAAUCUUACUCUCAUGGCUCUGGGUUCCUCAGCUCCAGAGAUUCUGCUCUCUGUGGUUGAAGUGUGUGGGCACAACUUUGACGCAGGCGAGCUGGGUCCCAACACCAUUGUUGGAAGUGCAGCCUUUAAUAUGUUUGUCAUCAUCGGUCUCUGUGUCUCUGUGAUACCAGAAGGAGAGCAUCGGAAGGUCAAGCACCUGCGGGUGUUCUUCGUCACCGCCACUUGGAGUAUAUUUGCAUAUACGUGGCUUUAUCUGAUCUUGGCUGUGAUUUCCCCAGGUAUCGUGGAAGUCUGGGAAGGACUUCUUACUCUUUUCUUCUUUCCGAUUUGUGUGCUAUUUGCUUGGGUCGCAGACCGCAGACUUUUAUUCUACAAGUACGUGUAUAAACGUUACAGAGUCGGAAAACAAAGAGGAAUGAUCAUCGAGACUGAAGGUGAGCCGGAGCACCAGUCAAAGGCAGAUAUCGAAAUGGCCGGCGGGAUGCUGAACUCUCACAACGAGGAAUUCUUAGAUGGCACGGUGGAUACUGAAGAUAAAGAUAUGGAUGAGGAUGAGGCCAGAAGAGAAAUGGCCAGGAUUUUAAAGGAACUAAAACAGAAACAUCCAGAGAAAGAGAUGGAGCAGCUGAUUGAGCUUGCCAACUACCACGUCCUCAGCCAGCAACAGAAGAGUCGUGCAUUCUAUCGCUGCCAGGCCACUAGACUUAUGACUGGUGCGGGUAACAUACUAAAAAAGCAUGCUGCAGACCAAGCCAGAAAAGCACUAGGCAACCAUGAACUUCGAUCAGAAGUCUCCGAUAAUGAUAUUUCUUCCAAGAUCUUCUUUGAUCCUGGCACAUAUCAGUGUCUCGAGAACUGCGGAACUGUGGCUUUGAAUGUGGUACGGCGCGGCGGUGACUUAACUAGCACCGUGUCGGUGGAGUACCGCACUGAGGACGGCACUGCCAAUGCAGGUUCUGAUUACCAGUUCACCGAGGGUGUUAUAGUCUUCAAACCAGGUGAGACCGAAAAGGAGAUAAGAGUGGACAUCAUUGACGAUGACAUUUUUGAAGAAGAUGAGCACUUCCUGGUUCAUAUUAGCAACGUCAAGGUCAUUUCUGAAGGAACUGACAAUGGGAACCCAGGUGCCAAUCAUGUGGACACACUAGCUAGCCUUGGUCUUCCUUCAACAGCUGUCGUGACCAUCUUUGAUGAUGACCAUGCUGGCAUCUUCACAUUUGAGGAACCAGUGGUUCAUGUCAGUGAAAGCAUUGGCAUGAUGGAGGUGAAGGUGGCACGUACCUCUGGAGCCCGUGGAGUAGUGGUAAUCCCUUAUAAAACCAUUGAAGGCACAGCAAAAGGUGGAGGAGAGGACUUUGAAGACACCCAUGGAGUCUUGGAGUUCCAGAAUGAUGAGAUUUCCAAAACUAUUCAGAUCAAUGUAAUCGAUGACGAGGAGUAUGAAAAGAAUAAGAACUUCUUCCUGGAGAUUGGAGAGCCACAAAUGGUGGAAAUGAGUGAGAGAAAAGCUAUGUUGCUGCAUGAGUGUGGUGGAUUCGUGAAGACAGAUAAGACGCUUUAUGGCAGGGAUGUGUACCGGAAAGUGCAGGGUAGAGACAAACCAAUCCCCUCCACCAUUAUCAGCAUCACAGAGGACGGGGAAGAAGAGACCCUGACUAAAAAAGAGAAGGAUGAAAGGCGUAUUGCCGAAAUGGGUCGCCCGACACUGGGUGAACAUGUGAAACUUGAAGUAAUCAUUGAGGAGUCCUAUGAGUUUAAGAGCACAGUUGACAAACUCAUAAAGAAAACCAACUUGGCCCUUUUGGUUGGUACUAACAGCUGGAGAGACCAGUUUGUAGAAGCCAUCACUGUCAGCUCAGGAGAAGAUGAUGAUGAGUGUGGGGAAGAAAAGAUGCCAUCUUGCUUCGACUACGUCAUGCACUUCCUGACCGUGUUCUGGAAGGUUCUGUUUGCGUUCGUGCCGCCCACUGAUUACUGGAACGGCUGGGCGUGUUUCAUCGUGUCAAUCAUCAUGAUUGGCGUCCUCACCGCGUUCAUUGGAGACCUAGCGUCCCAUUUUGGAUGCACUAUUGGCCUGAAAGACUCUGUAACUGCGGUUGUGUUUGUGGCGCUGGGAACCUCUGUGCCAGACACAUUCGCUAGCAAAGUGGCAGCCAUCCAGGAUCAGUACGCUGACGCCUCCAUCGGCAAUGUGACGGGCAGCAAUGCUGUGAACGUCUUUCUGGGCAUCGGAGUGGCUUGGUCCAUCGCUGCCAUAUUUCACCAAUCAAAAGGCCAGUACUUCCGCGUGGACCCCGGCACGCUGGCGUUCUCCGUCACCCUCUUCACCAUCUUUGCCUUCAUUUGUAUCGCAGUCCUCAUGUACCGCCGCCGGCCCGAGAUCGGAGGAGAACUGGGUGGCCCGCAGAAUCCCAAGAUCCUCACCACAACACUGUUUUUCAGUCUCUGGCUCAUGUACAUCAUCUUCUCCUCCAUGGAGGCCUAUUGCAUCAUCAAGGGUUUCUAAAUAAGGCAGGAGAUGGAGCCUCAGACAGGAUGCCGUCUUUAAAAUCCUCGUAAAUAGGACUGACAGGAGAAAAGGGUUCAAAAAAACAGCCGGAUGUUGUCCAUUAUGUUUGAUGUUUUGUUUUUUUCUGCUGUUUUCAUUUUACAUAUUUUUACAGAUUUCAGGAAAAUAAGUUGUAUGGAAAUGUUAUGGAUUUGGUUGACUGAUGCCGGGCUAGGGAAAUCUGUGAUAUGACAAAACAGCAGAUUCGAUUUGAUUCAAGUGACAUAUAAAAUGACUUUUUUGACAACAUUUAGGUCCUCUGGUCACAUAGCACUUCAAAGAUCACUGUCGUUUUAAAUCUCAUUUAUAUACUUGAAACAUUUUGCAGUAGAGGAAUGUUUAGGAAGCAGAAAAAGUAGCGUAAAUGAACUCAGAAUCUGUGGUUAAAGAUGGAAAUAGUGCAUUUUUGAGCCUACAAACGGGUGUUUUUAAACAAACAAUUUUUUUUUUUUUUUUUCAGAUUUUAGGCCAUUAACGUGUAGAUUUGUGAGCAUUUUUAAGCUUUUAUUUGGGAUUUAACACAGUAUUCAGUGUUUUCAAGUAACCUGAAAAAAGUCCUGAGUUUAAGAGAAAAUGCUGUGCCACCUUCCAGCCUGUUUCCAAGGGACACUGACUCUUAGCUCAGCUCCACAGACGUCCUAUAGAAGACGCUUGCUGAGGACAGUCUAAAAUGAUAUCAAAUGUAUUGCAAUGUGUUUUGUGUGUUCGUUCGAACUUGUGUUAUUAUUAUUUUUUUUUUAAUAGACUCUGAGGUUUCCCCAUGUUUCUAGUUCAGGUACCAGUAGUUUCACAGUAGUACAUCCAAUCAGAUCCUAUGUUUAGGCAAAAAGACUUAUGAGAAGAUGUUUUGACGUUGUGCAAAAGCAAGUUCAGAAUCUAUCGUUUUUAUUCUUUUAUUACAACUAUAUGAGGAAUGCAUGUUAUCUCUCCUAUGUUUUUUUUUUUUGCGACUUCUUCCCUUUAUGAAGAAAAGACUGUAUUUUUGAAGAUUUCACAAAGAACAACAUGUAUGACAUAAAGACAACUGUGACACUGGCAAACUAAUCUUCUUGUAUAUAGUGUUCAGUCUUCAGAUAGAAAGUUCAGGAUGUUUCACUAUUUUUACCCAUUUGAGGACACGUUUUCUUCCCCCUCUAUUUUCACAAUCUUUUGGUCAGGACGUAUCAUUGUGCACACACGGGUGAUGACACUGUGUAUCUACUCCAGCACCAGUCACUCGGCCCCCAGCCUCAUUUACAGUACAUUUUACAUAUGCAUUCAAGUAGUUUUCCCUCGCUUGUGCGAGUGCUCAGUACAUGUAAGUUUCAUUUUGAUUAAUGUUAUCUGUAUGAUAAUACAAUCUUUUUAUUUAUAACGUUUCAACAA